Molecule: messenger RNA, 915 nt
Organism: Aspergillus udagawae
Lineage: Eukaryota; Fungi; Ascomycota; Eurotiomycetes; Eurotiales; Aspergillaceae
Product: metallophosphatase domain-containing protein
Exons: 1
Coding region: 1-915 (304 amino acids)
Molecular function (GO): hydrolase activity
Source: RefSeq, a predicted model, not a curated record
AUGGCCUUCAGUACAUCGGGUUUAGAUGCUCUUCUGCGUCGUCCAGAGCAGGAAAGCAUCUGGAGACGCUUGCUGAGGGCCCCGGUGCCUGUAAUUGCGGAACUUGUUUACACCCGAUUCGCUCAGACGCCCUCGUCCAUGCCCACCGCUUCACCCAUCCGCGUGGUUUGCAUCUCAGACACUCACAACACUCAGCCUCAACUGCCUGACGGGGAUAUCCUCAUCCAUGCUGGUGAUCUCACCCAGUCUGGUACUCAUGCAGAGCUAGAAGCACAGAUUGAAUGGCUCAAUCGCCAGCCCCAUCGCUUCAAGGUGGCGAUCGCGGGGAAUCACGAGCUAUGUCUGGAUCCCAAGGCUCAAGCUCAAGCACCUGGUCGCAAGGAGCCAGUCGACUGGAAAUCAAUCCUGUAUCUAGAGAACUCACCGACAAUCCUCGACUUUGGUUACAGACGCGUCAACGUGUUUGGGUCCCCGUACACCCCACGGCACGGGAACUGGGCUUUCCAGUAUCCACGUAAUGAGAAUAUCUGGGACGAGAUACGGAUCCCGGAUGACAUUGAUAUUCUGAUUACACACGGCCCCGCGAAGACACAUUUAGAUCUGGGACGAUAUGGCUGUGAAUUCCUUCGGGAGUGGUUAUGGUCGAUGAGGCGAAGGCCUUUGCUACAUGUGUUCGGUCAUAUUCAUGGGGCUUAUGGGAAGGAGACUCUGUGCUGGGAUGAGUUUCAACGAGCCUAUGAGAGCAUCAUGGAUAAUAAGGCAAAGUGGAUGCAUCUGAUCAUUUUACUGUGGCAUGCACUUCUACUGCUUAUACUCCCGAGAGAUCCUUGUGGAAGGACUUUUAUGGUUAAUGCCGCAGCAGUCGGGGGACUCCGCGAUGAAAAGAGACGGGACGCUAUCUGUGUUGAUAUCUAA